AUGUCUGAUAAAGAAGAGGAACGUGAAACCGAAACGCAAGAUGACGAAUUGUCGAAGGAGGAUAGACUUGAGGCUGCGCGUAAGAAGUUUGAAGAGAUGAAGAAAAAAAAAAAGAAAGGAAAAAAGAAGAAGAAGGAUGACGACAAAGCUGACUCUCCCACACCAGAUGCUGUAGAAACAGAAGACAAAGACGUGGCAGUUAAGGAAGCAAACUCGGAAUCAGCUUCAUUGGAUGCUCCUAAAGAGACAGAAUCCCAAGGUCUGGAGCCUAAAGUUGAUUUACCCUCUGUAUCUGACACUGUACAAAACGCCGAUAACAAACAAGCAGCAAUAAGCAUGAGUGAUGAUAAGACGAAUACUGAAUCUGCUGAUCCCAGCUCUGAGGUGCCAUCAUUAAAGGCUACAAUUGAGCAGCAAAAAGCAACAAUCAAUAAACUUCGUGAUGAGAUCACCGACUUGAAACUCGAUCGAAUGGAUCUCAAAGAUAAGAUUAAUGAGCUUGAAAAGAAACUUGCCGCUGGAGGCACUGCUAAACUUCCCGAAACCCCCAAGUAUUAUCCUGCGAAACCGGUAAUUACCACCAAUAAGUUUGCUUCGGCAUCAAAAGAGGAUAUAAAUGCAGUCACCACAGAUGAUUUCAGAGAACGAUUAUUAGCAUGGAAAGGAUGGCAGGUGGACAUGACGCCAUGGACCAAUGGCCAAAAGAUAUCAUUGUAG
Molecule: messenger RNA, 717 nt
Organism: Meyerozyma guilliermondii ATCC 6260
Lineage: Eukaryota; Fungi; Ascomycota; Pichiomycetes; Serinales; Debaryomycetaceae
Exons: 1
Coding region: 1-717 (238 amino acids)
Source: RefSeq, a predicted model, not a curated record